AUCGAUUGGGGCAUGAUGCGUUUGGCGAGGCUCGCGCAAAGUUUUUCGUUUAGCAAGAAUGCGGGGCAAAAGGGUUCGGAUCAGCCGCUGGCCAAGCAUCGCAUCAGCUGCAGCAGCAACGGAAACGGAAACGAAAACGGGAACGGCCACAGUGGAACGGCUGCAGUAGGUGGCAACUGUAACGUCAACGGCCUGGCAGCCAGUGGGGGCGGCGGGGGCGGUGGUGCCGGUGGAGGCGGAGCGGGAGUGGGUGCAGGCGAAGGAACGGGCGGAGGCGCUGCCGGCGGCGGCAGUUGUACGGCUGGGAACGGCUGUGGGAGCGGCAGCAAGGGGCAAGGCAAGCGAAAAUCAAAGACAAGAACCAAGUGCUUCGGUGGCACAGUGUUUCGCUGUUGCCUACCUUGUCGCGGGGGCGGCUCCGCAGCCCCCGCCACAAGUCCGCCCCAAACACCCGCACAGACACCGGACGAACCGAAGAGCAACAAGAACAUUUCGGACACCGCUGAUCCGCAGCAGCAAAAGUGUCCGCAUCAGUCGGGCGUGGAGCAGGACGAGGCCAAAAGGAGAGCCACCAAAGGUGAUCAAUCACCAAACAGAGAAGGAGGAACACGAGCAGGAACAGGAGGAGUAGUAGAAGGCGACCGACAGCUGAUCAGCAGCGAGUCCGUUCUGGAAGCGUAUACAAGCGGCGAGAAGAAACACUCGUUGGCGGACACCAUUGGCGGUACAUCGGUGACAACGCCCAUCUCGCUGAAGACAUUGAUCAACGACGUGGACGAGGACUUGGAGCAGCAACUGAGCGCCGCUGACAUAGCCGCCGCAUCCCUCGCCAGCGGCCUAGUGGCACGUCGCGCCGAACCAGAGACCCUCAGUGACGCGAGUGUCUCGCCCACUGCGGUGGUGCAGCAGCUUGGGGGUCCCAGCUCCACCACAACAGCAGCAGCAGCAGCAGCAGCAGCAGCAGGAGCAGCAGCAGCAGGCAGCCUGAUUCAGCCAGUGACGAGCGCCGCGGUGACGACAGCAGUCACUGCCCCAGUCAAUCUGCUGACGAGCACCCCAUCCAGUCUGUACAGCAGCAGCACGAAUCCGAAUCCGAAUCCAAAUCCAAGUCAGAACCAGAAUCCCAAUCAGAGCCAGAGCCAGACGCAGUCGCGCUGCAGCUGCCAGCCACAGACUUCACCACUGCCGCACAUCAAGGAGGAGGAAGAGUCCGAGCAGGCCAACUCCAAGCAGCUGUCCCUGAGCAGCCAGUGCACAGACACCCUACCGCCCAUCACAAUCGCUGGUGCGGGCUACUGCGGCAGCUGUGAGAGUGUCCAUCACUCGUCGGCCACCUCAUCGUCCACGGGACCGGCCACAGCGGCCGGAGCAGCUGGAUCGGUCAGUGCUGGCCAGGCCACCGACUACGGCAGUGCCUCCACACCAUCGCCACGCAUCAAGCUUAAGUUCCGCAAGCCGCACAAGUCCUGCUGGUCGCGCAUCGUCCUAGCACCCAUCGGCUCCACCGGCAACUCCUCAUCGGCCACCACCGUCAUCGGCAGCAACUCGAACGAGACGCUCGCCUCCAGCGGCGGCAGCACCGGCAACACCACCACCAAUACCCAAAACAGCAGCAGCGUCAGCGUUGCGGCCCACCAUCGCCUGACCUCGUCGUCGGCCUCAGCACUAGCCUCCUCGCACCCGAGCAACUCGCAGCUGCUUCCCACCAGCAAGAUGCAGGCCGAACAGGGCUCCAUCGGGGAUCUGCAGAAGUACCACAGUCGCUAUCUCAAGAAUCGUCGUCACACCCUGGCCAAUGUUCGUUUCGAUGUAGAAAAUGGCCAAGGCGCUCGAUCACCGCUUGAGGGCGGUUCACCCAGCGCUGGUUUGGUGCUACAGAAUUUACCACAACGUCGCGAAUCAUUUCUAUAUCGCUCCGACUCCGACUUUGAGAUGUCACCAAAGUCCAUGUCCAGAAAUUCAAGCAUCGCUAGCGAAAGGUUUAAAGAACAGGAGGCCUCUAUACUCAUUGACCGAUCCCAUGGCGAGGAUCUCAUUGUGACGCCGUUCGCCCAAAUUUUAGCCAGCUUACGUUCAGUGCGCAACAAUUUAUUAAGUCUGACAAAUGUUCCAGCAUCAAACAAAUCCAGGCGGCCAGCUCAAUCGUCAUCCGGACGGGGCGGCAACGCCAGUGGCGUCCAAUUGGCGCAGGGCGAUGAGGCCUACACACGCCUAGCCACCGAUACCAUUGAGGAGUUAGACUGGUGUUUGGAUCAGUUGGAGACCAUACAGACGCAUCGCAGUGUCUCCGACAUGGCAUCACUCAAGUUCAAACGCAUGCUAAACAAGGAGCUGUCGCACUUCAGCGAGUCAAGCAGAUCGGGAAAUCAAAUUUCCGAAUACAUAUGUUCCACAUUUUUGGACAAACAGCAAGAGUUCGAUUUACCCUCGCUGCGCGUGGACGAUAACCCGGAGGUGGCAAGCGCCGCUGCUCUCAUUAACCAGCAGCAAUAUGGUGCCGCACGUGCACGCUCGCCGCGCGGCCCACCCAUGUCACAGAUCAGCGGUGUGAAGCGGCCACUGUCCCACACGAAUAGCUUCACCGGCGAGAAGUUGCCCACAUUCGGCGUGGAGACGCCCAAGGAGAAUGAGCUGGGCACGCUGCUCGGCGAGCUGGACACCUGGGGCAUUGAGAUAUUCAAGAUUGGCGAUUGGAGUUGCAAUCGCCCUCUCACCUGUGUGGCAUACACCAUAUUUCAGAGUAGAGAAUUACUGACCAGUCUUAUGAUACCACCGAAAACUUUUCUUAACUUUAUGACUACUCUGGAGGACCACUACGUUAAAGACAAUCCGUUUCACAACUCGCUGCAUGCCGCUGAUGUGACGCAGAGCACCAAUGUGCUGCUCAAUACACCGGCACUCGAGGGCGUCUUCACACCGCUUGAGGUGGGCGGGGCACUGUUCGCUGCCUGCAUACACGAUGUUGAUCAUCCAGGCCUAACCAAUCAGUUUUUGGUUAACUCAAGUUCCGAGCUAGCAUUAAUGUACAAUGACGAAUCUGUAUUGGAAAACCAUCACUUAGCGGUUGCCUUUAAAUUAUUGCAAAAUCAAGGAUGUGAUAUAUUCUGCAAUAUGCAAAAGAAACAACGCCAAACAUUGAGAAAAAUGGUCAUUGACAUUGUGCUCUCAACGGACAUGUCCAAGCACAUGAGUCUGCUGGCCGAUCUAAAGACAAUGGUGGAAACCAAGAAAGUCGCCGGCUCCGGAGUUUUGCUGCUGGACAACUACACCGAUCGUAUACAGGUGCUUGAGAAUCUGGUGCAUUGCGCUGAUCUAAGCAAUCCCACCAAACCGCUGCCGCUGUAUAAGCGCUGGGUGGCCCUACUCAUGGAGGAGUUCUUCCUGCAGGGCGACAAGGAGCGUGAGUCGGGCAUGGACAUCAGUCCGAUGUGCGACCGUCACAAUGCCACCAUUGAGAAGUCACAGGUGGGCUUCAUCGACUACAUUGUGCAUCCGCUCUGGGAGACUUGGGCCGAUCUGGUGCAUCCCGAUGCCCAGGAUAUACUCGAUACGCUUGAAGAGAACAGAGACUACUACCAGAGCAUGAUACCGCCAUCGCCGCCACCGUCGGCGGCCGAUGAUAUGCCACAGGAUGAGAAGAUACGCUUUCAAGUAACUCUGGAAGAGUCCGAUCAGGAGAACUUGGCCGAGCUGGAGGAGGAGUGCGACGACGAUAGCGAGGGACGUGCCGAUGCCGAUGCCGGCUCCAGCACCACCAUAGCCACUGCGGCGCUGGGUGGCGGCUCGGGUGGGGGCGGCGGCGGUGGGGGCGUCGCACCCAUAGCGGGUGACGCGCAAAAUCAAGCGCAACAAGGUGGAAUAUGACGGAGAGUCGCGGGAAUGUAUCGCAGAUUUACGGAAAAGGCUCACAACCUCUUCCCACUACGUUAGUGACUAUUAUUAACAAAAGCAAACAAACAACAACAAAAAACCUAUAAAAAAAACCAAGAAAAAAAUCUUAUAAAAAAUACCAAAAAAAAAAAACUAAACAAAAACAAACCUAACUAAAAAAAACAACAAAAAAUCUAUUAAACAAAUGUUUAAAGCAUACAAAAAACCAAAACAGCAAUAGCAAAAGUACCGUUUAACUUACAAAGCAUAGAAAAACGAAAAGCAAAAACAAAAACAGAAACAAAAAAAAGAAAUUAGAAAUUUACUUAAUGGAAAAAAAAAACAAUGAGAUUGAUGUUGAAAACUCCCCCUGAAAAGCACA
This is a messenger RNA of Drosophila subobscura, 4252 nucleotides long. RefSeq names its product cAMP-specific 3',5'-cyclic phosphodiesterase (gene dnc). The record is from RefSeq and is a predicted model, not a curated record. NCBI's taxonomy places the organism in Eukaryota, Metazoa, Arthropoda, Insecta, Diptera, Drosophilidae. Gene Ontology annotation, cellular component: perinuclear region of cytoplasm; cytosol; nucleus. The transcript has 13 exons. Bases 13 to 3864 code for a protein of 1283 amino acids. Gene Ontology annotation, biological process: signal transduction. Gene Ontology annotation, molecular function: 3',5'-cyclic-AMP phosphodiesterase activity.